GGAUGUUAAGCGUUAUCAAACGUGAGAACGCGAAGAGACGCUGUCUAUUUGCAGAGACGCCGCUAAUAUAAUAUCCCCUGAGUGGCUACUGUAAACAUAAAUAUAUUGUCGUAGAGCCGACCGAAGGGAAGUCCUUAUUUGUAUGAUUGUGGUCUUCGAACAGAUUGAAUAUAACAUGUCCAGGAUAUCAUCUCAUCGGUUCUCUCAUCACUCAGCCUCGUUUUUUGCUAGUUCAUUUUCUUCUCCUCGGUCAUGUUGAUACCCAACGUCAUUGGCUGGACCUAUGUCUUGCUGGUAUUGGAGCAUAUUUGGUCAAGCAAGUGUUGAACAAGAAUCCUGCAUCAUAUCCCCCCGGCCCCCGUGGGUGGCCUCUCGUUGGGAAUAUCCAAGACAUGCCUCAAACCAAGCCUUGGCUCACCUUUGCGGAGUGGGGUAAGAAGUACGGCGCUAUCUCGCAUGUUGAGGUCCUGGGUCAGCACAUUAUUGUGCUAAAUUCAGUCAAAAGCGCGGUGGACAUGUUGGACAAGAAAGGCACCGUGUAUUCUGACCGUCCUGUUCUGCCUAUGGGUGGCGAACUUGUUGGGUGGAAGCACACUUUGGGUCUUCUCCCGUACGGUGACCGCUUCCGCCAGUACCGCAAGAAUAUACACCAAAUCAUGGGCAAUCGCGCCGCCUUGGAUGUCUACCACCCGAUCGAGGAGAUCGAGACUCGCCGAUUCCUGAAGCGCGUGUUUUCAAACCCCGAGCAACUGCAAACUCAUGUCCGACACACCGCUGGCGCUAUCAUUCUACGGAUCUCUCACGGUUAUGAGGUGAAGGAGAACAACGAUCCAUUUAUCGACCUUGCGGACCGUGCUAUGGACCAAUUCUCGAGGUCCACUGCUCCCGGCGCCUUCAUAGUCGACAUCGUGCCAUUCUUGGCCAACGUCCCCGAGUGGUUUCCUGGCGCUGGCUUCAAGCGCUUGGCUCGUGAAUGGUGCCAGGACCUAAAAGAUAUGGUUGAUGUACCGUACAAGUUUGUUAAGGAACAAAUGGUUACCAAGAAUCUGUGGCGUUACGAUCAUGAGUUGAACAUUUUACAGGAUGCUGGCAUUGCCCCGAUAUCUUUCACCUCGAAUCUGUUGGAAGGCCGUACUACUCUGUCUGCUGAAGAGGAUCACAUGGUGAAAUGGUCUGCUGCAUCCCUAUACUCCGGUGGUGCCGACACGACGGUUUCUACAAUAUACUCGUUUUUCCUUGCUAUGACACUGUUCCCUGAUGCGCAGAAGAAGGCCCAGGCUGAAAUAGACGCUGUUGUUGGUCCUGAUCGUCUUCCCUCCUUCGCAGACCGCGACUCUCUCCCUUAUACUGAGGCGCUUGUGAAAGAAGUCCUUCGCUGGAAUGUUGUCGGCCCUACCGCUAUCCCCCAUCGCGUCACCGAAGACGAUAUCCAUGACGGGUACCACAUCCCAAAAGGUUCCUUGGUAAUACCUAACAUUUGGUUCAUGCUCAAUGACCCGCAGACAUAUACCAACCCCUCGCAAUUCAACCCUGAACGCUUCUUGGACAAUAACGGAAAAGAUCCCGAACCCGAACCUCGCACGAUCUGCUUUGGAUUUGGUAGACGUAUCUGCCCCGGUCUCCACCUCGCCGAUGCCUCCGUCUGGAUAUCCACCGCGAUGUCACUCGCUGUGUUUGAUAUCUCCAAGGUGAUCGAGAAGGGUGUCGAGGUCACCCCUGAAGUUGACCAUACAUCAGGCACGAUCAGCCACCCCAAGCCGUUCAAGUGCUCUAUUAAUCCUCGUUCUGCAAAAGCUAUUGCGCUCAUUCAGCAGGAUGCUAACUACUGAGGACACGAAGAUGACUCUCGUAAUCUAUCUGUGAUGUAUGAUUUUGUACAUAUAUUUCUGUUUCAUUGAAUUGAAUUAUAACGCUA
This is a messenger RNA of Suillus subalutaceus, 1915 nucleotides long. Its product is annotated as cytochrome P450. Lineage: Eukaryota; Fungi; Basidiomycota; Agaricomycetes; Boletales; Suillaceae. Gene Ontology annotation, molecular function: monooxygenase activity; oxidoreductase activity, acting on paired donors, with incorporation or reduction of molecular oxygen; heme binding. The transcript has 11 exons. The coding region runs from base 393 to 1829 and encodes 478 amino acids. The record is from RefSeq and is a predicted model, not a curated record.